GCGCUUCUUCUCCUUCUUCGAAGCGUAUUUUCCUCUCUACCUGCCUCGUAUAUUCAUAUAUCUUGCAGAGAGGAAAAUUUUCAGAGAAAAAGGCGGGUUGAUUCUCUCAACCUUACCCUAAUCAUUCGCUGAUUUACCCAUUCCAUUCAGGCUUCUUGAUAUUGAUUUGUUGAUAUGGCUGCUACUGCAACCGCAACUGUGACUACUGCUGCUCCACGGUAUGCCCCUGAGGAUCCCACCCUUCCAAAACCAUGGAAAGGGUUAGUUGAUGGUAAGACUGGGUAUCUCUACUAUUGGAAUCCAGAAACCAAUGUUACACAAUAUGAGCGGCCUUCUUCGGGGUCUAAGGGUUCGACUCAACCACCAAAGUCUUCAUUGGUGGCCAUAAGUUCUGCAGUUCAGGUGCAACAGUCUUCACAGCAACAAGAGAAUGGUUUUAUUGAUGAUGAUAGAUAUGGUAGAAGCAGCAAUGGUGGAUCCAAGAUUCCUUCUGGAACAAGGGGUCAUGAGAGUACAAGAAGUGGGUCCCAUAAUUCACACAGCACUCCAAAUGGGAUAAUUGCUGCUGCACCAGGAGGAGCUUCUGUUCGACCUUAUGGGUCAUCAGCUGGAAGUGGUUUAUCUCCAGAUGCUUAUCGCCGUAAGCAUGAGAUAAGUGUCACUGGAGACAACGUGCCUCCACCUUUUACAUCAUUCGAAGAUACUGGUUUUCCUUCUGAGUUACUUAGAGAGGUACUUCAGGCUGGGUUUUCAGCCCCCACUCCAAUACAAGCACAGUCAUGGCCAGUUGCUCUUCAAAGUCGUGAUAUAGUAGCCAUUGCGAAGACUGGUUCUGGAAAGACUUUAGGUUACUUGAUUCCUGGAUUUAUUCAUCUUAAAAGGGUCCACAAGAAUCGUCAAAUGGGUCCAACUGUUUUGGUUUUGUCACCCACUAGAGAAUUGGCUACGCAGAUACAAGUUGAAGCACUGAAGUUUGGAAAAUCAUCAAAAAUACUAUGCACGUGCUUGUAUGGAGGAGCACCAAAGGGACCACAACUAAGAGAGUUAGAUCGUGGCACCGAUAUUGUGGUUGCUACUCCUGGUCGUUUGAAUGAUAUUCUGGAGAUGAGAAGAAUAAGCCUUAGUCAGGUUACUUACCUGGUCUUGGACGAGGCUGACCGAAUGUUGGACAUGGGAUUUGAACCCCAAAUAAGGAAAAUCGUUAAUGAGGUUCCAGCUCGUCGUCAGACCCUUAUGUAUACCGCCACAUGGCCAAAGGAGGUUCGCAAAAUUGCAGCAGAUUUAUUGGUUAAUCCAGUUCAGGUGAAUAUUGGGAAUGUUGAUGAACUUGUUGCCAACAAGUCCAUUACACAGCACAUUGAGCUUCUGGCUCCAAUGGAGAAACACAGACGACUGGAGCAGAUAUUGCGAUCUCAAGAACCGAGAUCGAAGAUCAUCAUCUUUUGUUCAACAAAAAAGAUGUGUGAUCAGCUGGCUCGCAAUUUGACCCGUCAAUUUGCUGCUGCCGCUAUUCAUGGAGAUAAAUCUCAGGGCGAAAGAGAUUACGUGUUGAAUCAGUUUCGUAGCGGCAGGUCUCCGGUGCUUGUAGCAACUGAUGUUGCUGCUCGUGGAUUGGAUAUCAAGGAUAUCAGGGUGGUGAUCAACUAUGACUUCCCUACUGGAGUCGAAGACUAUGUGCAUAGGAUCGGACGGACAGGCAGGGCGGGUGCCACUGGAGAGGCUUAUACGUUUUUCGGGGACCAAGAUGCGAAGCAUGCUUCAGAUCUCGUCAAAGUGUUGGAAGGGGCGAAUCAGCGUGUCCCUACAGAAAUUCGAGAGAUGGCUUCACGUGGUGGCGGGAUGGGCGGCAGGCCUAGGCGUUGGGGUGGUGGUGGUUCUAGUUUUGGUGGUCGUGAUGGAGGCCGUGGAGGACGAUCUGAUUCAAGCUUCGGUGGACGGAGUAGUUGGGCCGCUGGAAGGGGUGGAGGCCGUGAUAGCAACAGGGGUGGCUAUCAUCAUAAGAGCUUCCAUGAAAGCACCGUGGGUGGUGGAGAGAAGCGUGGGAGGAGCAGAAGUCCACCGAGCAAAGGUGGUUCAGGAUGGGGUGGUAGGGCUCGUAGCCGUAGCCGCAGUCUCGACAGGUUCGACAAGCCGGCUAGGACCAAUCCUAUUGGCCCACAUGAGUUUCGCCCUCGGUUUCGUCCUGGUGACGAAGAGGAAGAAGGUAUGAUUCGAGAGUAAGCAAGCAAGCAAGCAAGCUGAUUGGUGACCAAAAACAUUUUGCCAUUUAUUCUUUUUUCUAGAUAUGGGUAUCGACUGUGUUGUUAACUAUCCCGUAGGUGUUUAAACAUAGCGAAGCACAGCCGAUGUCCUAAAAAACAGGGCUUCGGGGUCGAACGAAUGUACAAUUUAGACGAGUGCUUUAGAGGAGAUCUUUGAAUUUGUUGUUGGAUGGUAAUAUUGGUAUGUAUUGAGUCUGUACUUGAUGUUGGUUACAUACAACAUAUAUAUAUAUAUAACAUAUAAUAUCAUUCUAGUGUU
Messenger RNA from Cynara cardunculus var. scolymus (artichoke), 2520 nucleotides. RefSeq names its product DEAD-box ATP-dependent RNA helicase 46-like. The transcript has 9 exons. The coding region runs from base 175 to 2220 and encodes 681 amino acids. NCBI's taxonomy places the organism in Eukaryota, Viridiplantae, Streptophyta, Magnoliopsida, Asterales, Asteraceae. Gene Ontology annotation, cellular component: cytoplasm; ribonucleoprotein complex; nucleus. Gene Ontology annotation, molecular function: RNA binding; ATP binding; protein binding. The record is from RefSeq and is a predicted model, not a curated record.